UUGAGAUAUUUUGCAGCUCCAGCAUCAUAAUUUGUCUUUUCAUAAAUGCUCCUUUAUGACCAUUGUUAUUGAGAAAAUAUCCUCCACAUAUAGAAAUAUAACUGCAGUUUCUUUUCCAUUAACCAGGAAAUGACUGAAAUAUGUAUCUGAAUUUUCACGGAAAAUAUAGUGGAAUGGUGGUAUGUUGGAUUCUUGGAUUUGGGUCACUUGUUUCUUGGAACAGUAUGCUCACUAUUGGAGAUUAUUAUUAUGAACUCUUUCCGAAAUACCAUCCUUCAAGGGUGCUUACCCUCGUUUAUCAGCCGUUUGCACUUGCAACAAUGGCAGUUCUCGCGUUUAAUGAGGCAAGAAUUGAUACAAGAAAGCGCAACCUAACCGGAUUUACUCUUUUCUUCUUAAGCACAUUCGCGCUCCUAGCGUUGGAUUUGGCCACAUCAGGAGCAGGCGGUCUUGGAAAUUACAUCGGAAUAUGUGCUAUUGUUGCUGCUUUUGGAGUUGCUGAUGCUUUUGUUGAAGGUGGAAUGGUAGGAGAUUUAUCCUUCAUGUGCCCUGAAUUUAUCCAAUCAUACUUAGCUGGUCUUGCCGCGUCUGGGGCUCUUACUUCUGCUUUAAGGCUAGUGACGAAAGCAGCUUUUGAAAGAUCUAGUAACGGUCUUCGCAAAGGAGUUAUGUUGUUCCUGGCUAUCUCCACAUUCUUUGAAAUACUAUGCAUUCUUCUAUAUGCGUUCGUCUUUCCUAAGCUACCAAUCGUUAAGUACUAUCGUACAAAGGUAGCAGCAGAGGGAUCAAAAACUGUGGCAGCAGACUUAGCAGUAGCAGGCAUCCAGACCGAAGCAACCGAAAGAGCUGAUAAUAAUGCUAAACAAUUGGAGCGCCUGAGCAACAAACAACUGUUCUUUCAGAACUUCGAUUACUUUUUGGAUUUGUACUUGAUUUAUGUCCUGACAUUGUCAAUUUUCCCUGGAUUCUUGUACGAGAAUACUGGUUCCCACAGAUUAGGCUCAUGGUAUGCUUUAGUCCUGAUAGCAGUUUACAAUAUGUUCGAUUUGAUAGCAAGAUACAUUCCACUGAUCGAGAAAAUCAAGUUGAAAUCACGAAAUGGCCUAAUGAUUGCAACAUUGUCUCGUUUCUUGUUCAUUCCUUGUUUCUAUUUCACUGCAAAGUAUGGUGAUCAAGGCUGGAUGAUAAUGCUCGUGUCCUUCCUCGGACUCACCAACGGUUAUCUCACCGUUUGUCUCCUCACAGUUGCUCCUCAGGGAUACAAGGGACCUGAGCAAAAUGCAUUGGGCAACUUGCUGGUGUUAUGCCUAUUGGCUGGAGUAUUCUCUGGCGUUGCACUAGAUUGGUUAUGGAUUAUUGGUAAUGGCAAAUUCUAACAAAACCAGUUUCCAUAAAUUGUUUCUUUUAAGUUUCUACAAAGACAUUGAUAUGUACAUAUAUAUCGUUAACUAAGUCAUACAAAAUGUUGGAAUUAAUCUCUUUUUUC
This is a messenger RNA of Capsicum annuum, 1486 nucleotides long. Its product is annotated as equilibrative nucleotide transporter 3-like. Lineage: Eukaryota; Viridiplantae; Streptophyta; Magnoliopsida; Solanales; Solanaceae. Gene Ontology annotation, molecular function: nucleoside transmembrane transporter activity. The record is from RefSeq and is a predicted model, not a curated record. Bases 141 to 1376 code for a protein of 411 amino acids. Gene Ontology annotation, biological process: nucleoside transmembrane transport. The transcript is spliced from 8 exons. Gene Ontology annotation, cellular component: plasma membrane.